AUGCAUUUCACCGAGGAAGAAGCUGCGAACGUAAAGACUUGGGUGAUCAAGCGAUUGGAGGAUAUCUCCGAUGCUGAUUCCGACGUCUUGGCCGAUUAUGUUCUUGCACUUAUCCGAUCAGAUGCGCCAGACGAGGAAAUUCGUCAAGCGUCUAUUGAGAACUUGGAGGACUUUUUGAAAGAGAAUACUGUCCAAUUCGUCGACGAGAUCUUUGCUAAAUACGGACCCAAGACUCAACCUCCUGCACCCGCUGCCGCUGCCGCCCAACUAGCUCCAGCUCAGCCUACAACUCCUACUGCCCCCUUUCAACAAUCUACAGCUUACAACCCUACAGCCCAGGCUUUUGUACCACAGGCGGCUCCGGCUCCGGCUCAAGAUGCUUGGGGCAAUGCUCAAAACUCGCGCAAACGCACUUUUAACGAAGGCUUUCAGCAAGAUAAUCAACAGGGCGACUCGCAACGAGGCGGAAGGUCUUUCAAAGCUCCUCGGACGCGCCGUGGAGGUGUCGGACGCGGCGACCGUAUGAACGGCCGAGGAAGGGACGUUGCUCCUCUUCCUAACCAAUUUCAACAAGGCAUGCCCGGAUUUCCACCAAUGCCACCAGGUUUCCCUGGAUUUGAUCAGAAUGACCCCAUGGCUGCGAUGAUGGCUUUGCAAAGUAUGGGAUUCCCUCAGAUGCCGGGUAUGCCCCCGAUGCCAGUACCUGGUCAACCGGGCGCCGAUCAAGCAAAAUCGAACGAGCCUUGUCCGUUUUAUGAGACGAAUGGUAUUUGCUAUAUGGGAGCAGCGUGUCCAUAUAAACAUGGGCAAGGUCCUGUUACUGUUCCUUCUGGUAAUGAUGAAUAUGAUCCUUCGAAUGCUACCAUCUUCGAUGUACAAGGCAAGGAUGGCGCGAGGGGAUCAGACCGAGGACGUGGUCGGGGACGAGGUCGCGGUGAUCGUGGUGGUUUCUCAUCAAGAGGGCGAGGUGGACGUCCAGAGUUUGCGCAUGUCGGACCCAGCGAUGACAAAACAAACACCACGGUUGUUGUCGAAAACAUCCCCGAAGAUAAAUAUCAAGAGCAAGUCAUUCGCGACUACUUCUCCGAGUUUGGCAAUAUUUCCGAAGUCAAUAUGCAAGGGUUUAAGAAGAGUCUGGCAGUUAUCAAGUUCGAGGAUCACGAGGCCGCUCGUCGCGCUUGGUCAAGCCCCAAGGCUAUCUUUGAUAAUCGUUUCGUAAAGGUAUACUGGCAUAAGUCCCAUCACAAGCCUGAUUCAAACGGUCAAGCAGCCGGAGGAGAUCAAGACACGCCCAUGUUUGACAGAGAAGAGUUCGAGAAGCAACAAGCCGAGGCGCAGAAAUUGCACGAGGAGAGAAUGAAGAAACGCAAGGAGGCAGAAGAAGCUCGACUUGCGCUUGAAAAGCAACGUGAGGAACUCAUGAAAAAACAACAAGAAGAAAAGGCCAAGUUGCUGAAACGGCUGGGAGAAGGCUCGGGGACAUCGAAGGAAGCUGAAGAGAAUGGCUCCGCGGCAGCUGGUGAUGAGAGCGCUAGUGAACAGACCAAAGCCUUGCGUGCACAACUUGCAGCCUUGGAAGCUGAGGCUAAGACUCUGGGUAUUGACCCGGAGAGUGGCGCUCAAUCUUUCCGGGGACGUGGACGAGGACUUGGUGGUUAUCGUGGACGAGGACGUGGCUUUGAUCCUUCAUUCCGUGGUUCACAUAGAGGUUCUUUCCGUGGCCGUGGCGCUCCUCGUGGUGCUGGACGCGGUGGCGUCUUGCGACUAGACAACCGACCCAAGCGAGUUGCCAUUUCAGGCGUUGACUUGAACUCUGAAAAGGAUGAAGCUCUACGACAGUAUCUCAUUGGCGUUGGUGAAUAUGAAUCUAUUGAACCCAGCCCUGAGCAACCCAACUCUCUUGUCGUCACGUUCAAAGAGCGGUACCUCGCAGAAAAGCUCAUGUUCGGCCCAUCCGAAAUCCCAUCCGUAGGCAAAGUCGAGCUUUCAUGGGUCCCUAACCCUCCGAUCUCCACCCCUGCCAGCAGCGGCGCGUUUACUCCUGUCGGAAAUAAGGGCGAAGAUACCGCGAUGGAAAAUUCUGGUGAAGUCGACUAUGAUGUUGCAGAUGAUGAGGAUAGUUGGGGAAUUGGAUUGUAA
Molecule: messenger RNA, 2139 nt
Organism: Talaromyces amestolkiae
Lineage: Eukaryota; Fungi; Ascomycota; Eurotiomycetes; Eurotiales; Trichocomaceae
Exons: 5
Coding region: 1-2139 (712 amino acids)
Biological process (GO): mRNA processing
Cellular component (GO): nucleus
Molecular function (GO): RNA binding; metal ion binding
Source: RefSeq, a predicted model, not a curated record